GAAGCAGCAGAACCAGCAGCAGCGUAGUAGUAGUAGCAGUGGGAUUGAUUGCGCAACGGUCGAAAAAUCCCCCUCCCCCGCGCACUCUCUUGCGCAAUUUGCGUCUCAAUAUCGUUGCAUCCCCCUCCCGUUUUCCUCUUUCGAACGCACUGCUUCUCCAUUUUCUUGUUUAUUGAUUUAUUUGUCCCAUAGCAACUUUCUGUUUGUGAUCCCAACCUCCGACAUUCUCCAAUCCGUCGUUCUUGUAAGUCGGUGUCGUUCUCACACCACUCGAUUCCUCCGCGAACUGACUGCGCAUUCCUCACUAUGAGAUUCCGAAGCUUGGCUCGUAAUGUGGGUUAUCGAGUUGUUUUAGAGAUUCAGCUUGCAGGUUGAUUGUCGCGGCAUUGGCACUUUCAGAGGAUACAAUUCUGGUGUGAUUUUGUGCAGCGGAGUGGUUACUCUUGUUGGGUCCAUGGAUUAGGUUUUUGGUUGCGGGUGCCGGUGCCGGUGGUGAAAGAAAGAGGCGUUGAGGGAAUUGGGGUGAACGCGUGUUGGUGACGUUGAUUCUUGUAGUGGGAUGUUGUCGCUGGAUAUUGCGUUUUGGAGAUUGGGAUUUUGAGAUUUGUGGUGCGUGUUUUCGUGAAUGAGAUUCGGGGGGUGGAGUAAGCAUGCCACGAUGCUCAGGGGCUACGGCGUGGUGUGAUCAUUACGAUGUUUUGCAAACAUGCGCAGUCGUGCUCCUUUAUAUGCAGGUGGGUUGUGCAUUUGUCGGAUCGUUGGGGGUUGUUCAUACAGGAAUUGUGUUGGCCAACUUGGCACUUGCAUUAUUCGCCUUGAUUGCUAUCGAAAGUGGUAGUCAAAGCCUAGGUCGGGCUUAUGCUGGGUUUUUGUCUCUUUCUCUCCUCCUUGACAUCGUUUGGUUCUGCUUAUUCGCCAACGAAAUCAGGGACUUCUGGAAUGAUACUCAGUUGGGAAAAUUUGGAGCCCUCUCUGUAAAGCUAACGUUCUGGAUGCAAGUUUCUGGAAGCGGACUACGCCUGAUUUCCUCCUUUCUGUGGUGCCAGAUGUACAGACUUGGUACAGAUUCAGAGACAUUGGGUCCACAGGGGCCCGUCGAUUUUGGUAGAAGAACUCCAAUAUUCGCUUCUUUUAAUCUGGAUGAUCCAACACUAGGGGACGACACAGAGUCUGAAGUGCUUGGAGGUUCGAUUUAUGACACAGCUACCUUUUCGUCUCUUUUCGAGAAUUUCAGUCGUCAGGAUUACCCUGACAUCGAGAACAACGGCCAUAUGUCAGAGGACGAGAGCUCACUCCAAAAACCGCUGAUAUAUUGUGGAUCCUGAUUACGGGAUUGAUCAUCUCCAUUCAAAUUUGUAAGAGACAUUCUUUUCAGACGGGGAUAAGGAUAACUGCCGUGUAUCAAUUAUAGCACAUUAGAUCAUCUAUUAUGUUGACUUCGCAUGUACUUUUCUUGGGAUGGGCCUAUUAUGUUCAGCUAUCCAUGUUUUCAGCUGACUUGAUUUUCCACAAGUGAUUCACUAUGAAGUGGGUUCUGGUGGUCUGUGUCGAAUAGAUGUAACAUAGUUUUCUUCUUACAAUCAAAGGGAAACUUCAUAGAGGAAUUGGGUGUUCUUUUCUUUCUUUUUUUAUUCCCCAAUUUGUGAUAAAACUACUGCAAUAGCAAAAUGUGAACCUUUUGUCUUCACGGAAAAA
This is a messenger RNA of Physcomitrium patens, 1695 nucleotides long. RefSeq lists its product as uncharacterized. The record is from RefSeq and is a predicted model, not a curated record. NCBI's taxonomy places the organism in Eukaryota, Viridiplantae, Streptophyta, Bryopsida, Funariales, Funariaceae.